Molecule: messenger RNA, 1055 nt
Organism: Capsicum annuum
Lineage: Eukaryota; Viridiplantae; Streptophyta; Magnoliopsida; Solanales; Solanaceae
Product: LRR receptor-like serine/threonine-protein kinase GSO1
Exons: 1
Molecular function (GO): receptor serine/threonine kinase binding
Source: RefSeq, a predicted model, not a curated record
GUGAAAUACCCAAAGAGAUAAGCCAUCUCAUUGAGUUGGAGGAACUUGAUCUUGCGGAUAAUAGUUUUAAUGGUCGACUUGAUAUGGAUAUCUUCAACAUGUCAGGGCUGAGAGUAGUUUCUCUUACAAACAAUACUUUAUCAGGAAACCUCCCACCAAACAUGUGUUCUAUCUUACCCAACAUUGAAAGAUUUUAUAUGUCCUUUACCAAUCUUGUUGGGACUAUUCCUUAUUCCAUCUCCAAAUGUUCAAAACUUACUAUUCUAGAGCUUUCAUACAACAAACUUACUGGCCUGAUUCCCAACUCACUUGGAUAUUUGACUCAUCUACAGUAUCUAAAUUUAGGGGGAAACAAUUUAACCAGCGAUUUAUCAUUAAGCUUCCUGACUUCCUUAACCAAUAGCAGAAAUUUUACAGUUCUUGAUAUAUCUUUAAACCCUCUAAAUGGCAUGCUUCCAGCCUCCAUGGGGAACCUUUCGACGUAUCUUAGAAAAUUUAUCGCCAACAGUUGUAAAAUCCAAGGGCUAAUUCCAAAUGAAGUUGGGAACUUAAGCAACUUAUUAUUCCUUGAUCUUUCUGGAAACAACUUGGUUGGAUCAAUUCCCACAACAAUUGGCAACUUGAGAAACCUUCAGCGCUUCAACUUGAGUAACAACAAACUUACAGGAUUUGUUGGUGAUCAUAUAUGUAAAUUGCAGCGUCUGGGUGAUAUUUACUUGGAUCAAAAUCGACUUUCAGGAUCUCUUCCUAAUUGUUUAGGGAAUAUUACUUCCCUUAGGGAGAUACAUCUGGGUUCCAACAAAUUGAGUUCCAAUAUACCACCAAGCUUAGGGAACCUUCAAGAUCUAGUGGUUCUUGACUUAUCGUCAAACAACAUGGUAGGCUUGUUACCUCCAGAAAUUGGGAAUCUAAAGGCUAUAACAAAGAUGGAUCUAUCGAUGAAUCAAUUCUCAAAUGGAAUUCCAAGAGAAAUUGGAGGAUUGCAAAAUCUGGCACACCUUUCUUUGAGACACAACAAGUUGCAAGGAUCUAUACCUGACUCAAUGAGAACCAUG